AUGGUGCUGUCACUGCAGAUCAAGACUGGCAAAGCGGAGUUUUAUGUGGACCUGGUUGCAGCAUCCACGGUGCAGGAUGUAAAGAUUGCGUCGACUGCGGGCUGUGACAUUGAUCCAGAGCUCAUGAAGGUCAUCUACAAGGGCAAGGUUCUAAAAGAUGACGAGGUCCUGGCAAGCAUUGGUAUUCAAACUGGUGAUGCGCUGCACAUUGCCAAAGGCAUGAGCAGACCCGUCGCCGAGUCAAACAGUGAGAGCCGCAACUCCGGUUAUGCAGGGUUACCCACCGACAAAAUUGAGAUUCACUUCAAGGGCCCGAAUGGUACAGAGGUUCGCUCGGAUGAAUUCUGUGCAACAGACACCGUACGGCAGCUUCGCCAGUUUGCCAGUGAUAAGUUCGAAGUGAAUCCAGAUGAAAUGCACCUUCUGCACAAGGGCAGGAUUCUCAAGGAUGACGGCAUCUCACUAGGCGGCAGUGGAGUAGCCACUGGUUCUGUCUUGAGAGUUGCACGUCGGCAUGCCGGUUCGGAUUCCACCAGUACCAUCAAUGCAGAGCCAACGCCAGUUCAAGAAGCGGCUGGCUCACCCAUGCCAAUGGCAUGGGGAGCCACAACAGGCGAUCUGGAACAGAUUCGGACGAUGGCACGGACUCUCGGACUGCCGCUGGAACCCCUGGAGCAGGUCUUGCGAGAUAUGCCGCCUCAGCAGGCUAUGGCUGCAGCAAUGCAGGAGAUGGCACGGUUGCAGCGUGGUCCGCAGGCCGGCGAAACUGCCGUGCAGAUGCAGGCCAGAUGGGAUCGUGAGGCUGCUGACAUGGCGCGGCAGGUGAGGGCAUACUUAGAACGGGAAGGACACCAGGUCGAGGAAGAUGGAGAUGAGCUGCUGGCUGACAUCUCGCGAACCCUGGCGGAGGCAAGGGCACGGGGAGCUCCUGUGCCAAAUGCAGCCGUCUUCGUUGACCGCUCUGUGGAAAGAAGGCGUCAAGCCCGGGAGCUACAGAGGCGAAUGGCGCGGGAAGCCAGUGGCCUGGACCCAGAAAUUGAGGACGCAUUUGCGGCAGCGGAGCAAUCCCUGGCAGCUGCCGCCAGGGCACCACGGCGGCUGGGUGGAGACACCACCAAAGUGGAUGAUGCCAGCAGCGCCUUUACCUAUCCUCGGUUGCUCACUCCAGUCUCUGUGUGUGUGUGUGUGCAGUUUGACGGAGUCUUCGAACAGGAGACAGGCUCUUGGGCCCAAAUUACAGAUCCUGCAUGCGCCGCAGCCUUCUUUAGCUGGCUCGUGGCAAAGCCACGAGCAGCGCUCCAGGCCAAGCAGCUGAUGGGAAAACUUCAAGCCUUGGAACUUUCUGAUUCCUGCCCGGACCUGUGCGAGGCCUUGAUGGAGGCCUUGCGCAAACGCAGCAACACAUGGCAGUAUGGUGACCUGAGCCUGGAUGUGGAGGGCUCUGCAGACAGCGUUGUUUGUCCCGUGACAAGUGGCCGAAAGAGUUGCCGACAGGGCACCGUUGCCCGUUCACUAGAGCCUCGUCGCACGGCCCUGCCUGACACCCCUGAGACCGAACGAAUGGUUAGGGUGACAGUCGGCCUCAGCGCAGAGUCUAGGAGCAUUGUCGUCGACAGCACCACUACGAUAGCAAAGCUACGGAGGAAGAUACAGGAGGUGUCCGGAGUCUCUCAGCGUGCCCAGAUGUUGUCGAUUAGCGGCCGUGCGUUGGGUAGUUCCGCGGACCACCAACUCCUGUCUGAAGUGGCACCAGAAGUUUUCUAUUGUGAUGGCGUCGACCUUUGUGUCCUCAGACGGUGUAGCGAGUCGCAGGCAGAAUGGCUUGACAUGCUCGAGCGCGGUGAUGAGUCUGCACGAGCUGGACUUUUCUCAGGUGUUGCCAGAGAUCUACAGGAGCUCUGCGACUUCAACCGGCUGUCCCGCUUCAGACACGUGCUCCAAGAGCACAUGAUGAAUGAUGCGCACAGAUACGCUUUUCAUCGCUUGCGAGUACAUCUUCUUCACGAGAGAUGUCCAUUCACUCAUCCCGGGGUGUGGCGGAGUGAGGUUUGCCAAUGGCUGCAGGAGGAUGAGACCUUCCUCCUCAUGGCGUUGGAAAUCAACAAUCCUGCUGCUGAAGUCCACACUCCUAUACUGUUGUAUGGGGCCAGGGAGCAGAUCCAGGCGAAAUUGGAUCUGGCAAAGAUGUUGGCAGGUAACCCUCGGGUAGAUCCGCUGGUCCUGGCUGAUGUUGCGCCGAGGGUGCUGCAUGACCGGGAGUUUCUGCUAAUCGCUGCCAGGAGGAGCGGUGCCAUUUUGCAGAUGGCUGCGCCUGAGCUGCAGCAGGACCUUGAACUCGUCAAGGCCUGUGUCAUGCAGUCGGGCAGCGCGCUGCGGUUUGUGGCACCCGAGCUGAAAGCCAACAAGGACAUCGUUCUUCGUGCAGUGGGGAAUACUGGCCUUGCGCUGGAGCAUGCUGCGUCAGAGCUCAGAGAUGACGAAGAGGUUGUGCAGCUCGCGGUACGAUGCACUGGCCUUGCUCUAGAGUUCGCAUCUUCCAGGCUGAAGGCGCAGCGGACAAUCGUCUUGGAGUCCGUGAGCCAAGACGGUUGUGCAAUUAUGUUCGCGACUGAGGGGUUGAAGGACGACAUGGACGUAGUCACGCGAGCUGUACAGGUUUCAGGCCAGGCUCUAAAGCACGUCUCGGCGCGCUUGCGCAAUACGCGAGAGGUGGUGGUGCUUGCGGCCCGCCAGCAUGCGCAGUCCUUGCAGCAUGCAUCGCCCGAGCUCAGAUCAGAUCUGGGCACCGUCAUUGACGCUGUUUCUGCGAGUUUCAAGGCCUUCGAGUUCGCGAGUCCAGAACUUCGAGGUGAACCGAAGGUUAUCCGUUGUGCGGCCAAGCAGCUACUCGCGACGCACGGCAUCCUUGUGCGCACCGAUGACGAGCUGCCGCAUGCCAUUGAAACAAAUGUUCUGCUCGUCUCGAAGGAGUCAGGGCAGCAUUUGCUGGCAGCCCUGCAGACUGGCCUUCUCACAACAAGGACGUUCGGCUUGGCAGUUGUGCGCCACGAUCCUCAGCUGUAUCGGCGACUGGAGGAGCAUGUGAAGGCAGACAGGGAGGUUGCUUUGGAGGCCGUGAAGCGGCUUCCAGACUUGUUUCCUGACAUGCCCUUCCGGACACGAAAUGAGGAGGACGUCCAGGUUGCUGCAGUGUUGCAGAGACCUGAGAUGGUCAGCUUUGUUUUGCCGACGGAUGCUCCUGGUCCAAGACAGAGUUCCUCCAUCCCCCAGGAUAAAGAUCAGUCUCUGCUGAAGUGGUAUUCAGGGAAAGCUGAGCUCUGGUGUAUGCCCCAACGCUGUAGCUGCUUCUACCUUUUGAGUUCAUGCUGA
Messenger RNA from Symbiodinium pilosum, 3369 nucleotides. The record is from the annotation of a GenBank genome assembly. Lineage: Eukaryota; Dinophyceae; Suessiales; Symbiodiniaceae.